AUCAUCACAACUCCCACCACACCAAGCUGUCCAAUUUGUUUGCAAAAACCAACCGCUGCUCGUGUGACCAAAUGUGGUCAUACUUAUUGUCUUUCAUGUAUUCUUCAUUAUUUAAUGUUGAUUGAUGAGAAGGAUAGACCUAAUAAGAAGUGGCGUAAGUGUCCCAUUUGUUGGGAUGCUGUGUACGCCAAAGACCUCAAGAGUGUACGAUUUUGGUCCGUAAGAAAUAUUGGAAAAACCGAAGAUGGAGAAGCGGUUAAGGGAGGUGAAAUGAUCACAAUGCGCCUCAUUCAACGAAAUGCUAAUUCAACAAUUGCACUUCCUCGUUCGUCCACUUGGAUACUUCGUGACGAUGCGCUUUCUAGUUCUUCUGCUCCUUGGCAUUUUAUCCCAGAUGUCCUUAUUUUCUCAAAAUUGAUGCUCGCAUCGCUAGAUUACAUGAAAAAAGAGUACAAUCGAGAUCUGGAAGACCUUCAAAGUGCGCUACAGGAUGUCAAAAACUGGAAUUCGGACGAUGAAAUUCCAUUUAUUGAAAUGGCUAUUGUCAAUGUUAAGGAACACUUAGAAAAUUUUCAAAAGUUGUCAAGUGAUGAUGUUAUUCAGGCUGAAUGGCGUGCUCGUGAAUUAAUUAAUAACGUUGAAUCUAAUCGU
Dentiscutata heterogama is the source of this 651-nucleotide messenger RNA. NCBI's taxonomy places the organism in Eukaryota, Fungi, Glomeromycota, Glomeromycetes, Diversisporales, Gigasporaceae. The record is from the annotation of a GenBank genome assembly.